Rangifer tarandus platyrhynchus (Svalbard reindeer) is the source of this 1119-nucleotide messenger RNA. The record is from the annotation of a GenBank genome assembly. Lineage: Eukaryota; Metazoa; Chordata; Mammalia; Artiodactyla; Cervidae.
AUGUCUAAAUCAGAGUCUCCCAAAGAGCCUGAACAGCUGCGGAAGCUCUUCAUCGGAGGAUUGAGCUUUGAAACAACUGAUGAGAGUCUGAGGAGCCAUUUUGAGCAAUGGGGAACGCUCACAGACUGUGUGGUAAUGAGGGAUCCAAACACCAAGCGCUCCAGAGGCUUCGGGUUUGUCACAUACGCCACGGUGGAGGAGGUGGAUGCGGCCAUGAAUGCAAGGCCACAAAAGGUGGACGGAAGAGUUGUGGAACCAAAGAGGGCCGUGUCAAGAGAAGAUUCUCAAAGACCUGGGGCCCACUUAACUGUGAAAAAGAUUCUUGUUGGUGGCAUUAAAGAAGACACUGAAGAACAUCACCUGAGAGAUUAUUUUGAACAGUACGGAAAAAUUGAAGUAAUUGAAAUCAAGACUGACCGAGGCAGUGGCAAAAAGAGAGGCUUUGCUUUUGUAACCUUUGAUGACCACGACUCCGUAGACAAGAUUGUCAUUCAGAAAUACCACACUGUGAAUGGCCACAACUGUGAGGUGAGAAAAGCCCUGUCUAAGCAAGAGAUGGCUAGUGCUUCAUCCAGCCAGAGAGGUCGAAGCGGUUCUGGAAACUUCGGUGGCGGUCGUGGAGGUGGUUUUGGUGGGAAUGACAACUUUGGUCGUGGAGGAAACUUCAGUGGUCGAGGCGGCUUUGGUGGCAGCCGUGGUGGUGGCGGAUAUGGUGGCAGUGGGGAUGGAUAUAAUGGAUUUGGUAAUGACGGUGGUUAUGGAGGAGGCGGCCCUGGUUACUCUGGAGGAAGCAGAGGCUGUGGAAGUGGUGGACAGGGUUAUGGAAACCAGGGCAGUGGCUAUGGCGGGAGUGGCAGCUAUGACAGCUAUAACAACGGUGGAGGCGGAGGCGGCUUUGGCGGUGGUAGUGGAAGCCAUUUUGGAGGUGGCGGAAGCUACAAUGAUUUUGGCAAUUACAACAAUCAGUCUUCAAAUUUUGGACCCAUGAAAGGAGGAAACUUCGGAGGCAGAAGUUCUGGCCCCUAUGGUGGUGGAGGCCAGUACUUUGCCAAACCACGAAACCAAGGUGGCUGUGGUGGCUCCAGCAGCAGUAGCUAUGGCAGGGGCAGAAGGUUUUAA